Molecule: messenger RNA, 1897 nt
Organism: Nelumbo nucifera (sacred lotus)
Lineage: Eukaryota; Viridiplantae; Streptophyta; Magnoliopsida; Proteales; Nelumbonaceae
Product: Cation efflux family protein
Biological process (GO): monoatomic cation transport; transmembrane transport
Cellular component (GO): membrane
Molecular function (GO): manganese ion transmembrane transporter activity
Source: RefSeq, a predicted model, not a curated record
UACAAUGACCGAAGACCACUAAUUCUUCGUCAUUGAUUGCCCGAAUAAGAAAAGAGAGUAAAAUCAAUCAAUAAUAAACCAAUUCAAACUAAUAAUUCAGUUCAAAUCUUUCAACUCAGAGGAUGAAAGGUCUAGAAUAGACGAUAGAGCACAGAUGUCUGCAUCUCCAUUCCACCAUGGACAUAGUUUCUUCUUCUUUUUGUUCGACUUCUCCUCGUACAUAAGCCCAAUACCCAAUAUGAGAAGCUAAGCUUAACUUCGGUACUAUCUGGUUUGGAUAGAUUUGUUGGUUUUGUGGGGGAGAUCGUUAGAGGAAGAAUGGAGGGGAGUAGGGAGGUGAAAAAACCAUUGCUAUCGACCAUGGAGGGGGAGGGGCAAAAGCCCGCCAACGUUAACCGACGAAAAUCGAGACGGUUAUCGGUGAAUUCACUCAGGGCCGAUUUCCUGUGCAGGUUGCCGAAUAAGGUGAAGUCGGCAAUUGAUCCCGAGAACCCUUAUCGCGCUGAUUUUUCCAGAACAACUUCCUUGUUGGAAGGAGAAAAGGAAUAUUAUGAAAAACAAUUCUCUACAUUGCGAUCAUUUGAAGAAGUUGAUUCCUUAGGGAUGACCAAUGGCAUUGAUGAAGAUCAACUUCGUGAGGAACAAGCCCAACAAGAAAGAGCAAUGAAGAUCUCUAAUUAUGCUAACAUCUUUUUGCUGGCAUUUAAACUCUAUGCCACAAUAAAAAGUGGAUCAUUAGCUAUUGCUGCAUCAACAUUAGACUCUUUACUGGAUCUCAUGGCUGGUGGCAUUCUGUGGUUUACACACUUAUCAAUGAAAAAUAUCAAUAUAUACAAAUACCCUAUUGGAAAGUUGAGGGUGCAACCUGUAGGGAUUAUCAUUUUUGCAGCUAUCAUGGCUACUCUUGGCUUUCAGGUUCUCAUCCAGGCUGUAGAACAACUGAUUAAAGAUGAACCUUCUGAAAAGAUGAGCUCAGAGAAACUGGCAUGGUUAUAUGGAAUCAUGUUGUCUGCUACAGUGAUAAAACUUGCCCUUUGGAUUUAUUGCAGAAGCUCAGGAAACCAGAUUGUUCGUGCCUAUGCAAAGGAUCACUUUUUCGAUGUGGUAACUAAUGUAGUAGGCUUAGUUGCUGCUGUUCUUGGUGACAAGUUCUACUGGUGGAUCGAUCCUGCUGGAGCUAUUAUUCUUGCAAUUUAUACAAUCACAAAUUGGUCUGGAACUGUUCUGGAAAAUGCAGUUUCUCUGGUGGGACAAUCAGCCCCUCCUGAAGUAUUGCAGAAAUUGACAUACUUGGUCUUAAGGCACCAUCCUCAAAUCAAGCGUGUUGACACGGUCAGGGCCUACACCUUUGGUGUUCUUUACUUUGUAGAGGUUGAUAUUGAACUUCCUGAAGAUUUGCCACUUAAAGAAGCCCACGCAAUUGGAGAGACUUUGCAGAUAAAGAUUGAGGAACUCCCUGAAGUUGAGCGGGCAUUUGUCCAUCUAGAUUUUGAGUGUGAUCACAGACCAGAGCACACUGUUCUUAGCAGGCUGCCUGACAGCGACCCUUGAUUUUGGAAUUGCCAUCUUUGUGGUUGUUGUUGUUAUGAUAAAGCAAUCUACAGAGAAGAUACAAACGAAGGCUUUUAAUCCCUGUUAUGUCAUGCUUUGUUUCUGUGCACAUCUGGAGAGAAAAAAGUAACGCUGGGUAUAAUGUUUUUGGUCUCUUGAAAAUGGAAGUAUAUCUUCCCAUGAACCAAAGAUGUAACAGAACUUGUCUCAAGGAACUAUGUAGGACCUUGUUAGCAUAGUUGAUUAAAUACUGAAUAUCCCCUUAGAGGUGAAUUUAUUCUUGUAAUUGAAUCAUCACAACCAUUAUAUUAGUUCAUAAAUCCAUUACCCAGUGGAGGUCAAUUUA